AUGGUAAAGCGCAAAGCCGUAUCCAAGACGAGACUCAAGGCAACUCGUCGCAAGUCAGGACCGGCCUUCAAGGCCAAGACCGAAGGCAAACCUUCAGAGGUCCUGCUGAGUCAGUUGAUGGAAAAAUACCUCAUGGAUGAAGAAUCAGGUGCUUCGUUCACUGAUAUCCUGAGUGGACUCGGUAUGAACGAUCGUAACACCGGUUGGCGUAAAGCGUGGCAAGGUUUGAACGACGAUGGCCUCAUCGAACAAGUGGAGAAAAAGAGUGCUUUUUACACCGGCGAUUUUCGCUUGACUGAAAAAGGACGUGAUGAAGCGUCCACGGACGAACUGAAACAAGUCAUGAAGGCAGCGCAUGGAACCAAAACCAAGACCAACGAGGAUCUCCACAAGCGCAUCAAAGGCAAGCUCAUGAACCAGAGAGGCGAGCAGAUCUUUGACCUUCUUCUCAAGCAUGGAGCACUCAGUCGUAAGGAGCUGGCGAAGCAUCUAAAGAUCAGUGAUACUGGCGCCUACUUUAGCUACGCUUUGAAGCAGCUCAAAGAACUUGGGUACGCCGAGGACGUUCCUGGAGAAGGUGGCAAAGGGAAGAAGGUGAAAUUGACAAACGAAUCGUUUGUGGACCCUCCAGUCCAAGAAGAGGCCCAAUCCAAAGCCAAGAUGAAGCCUGAAGGAAGUCCCGAAGUAGCCAAAUCAUCCCCCGAUGAUGCCAAAAGCUGCAAAGGUGAAGUUUCUAUGAAGGCUAACUAG
Messenger RNA from Seminavis robusta, 750 nucleotides. The record is from the annotation of a GenBank genome assembly. NCBI's taxonomy places the organism in Eukaryota, Bacillariophyta, Bacillariophyceae, Naviculales, Naviculaceae.